AUGGCGGAGUUAGGAUCCUCCGCAAGGGUCUCGCUAGCUUCUGGAUUGUUGGACUCUGUUAAGGCUUUCGUUUCAUCCAUACUCGCCUCGAGCAAAUCGGAACUUGGGGUAGGACUGGGCACUUUUUCCGUGCUAUCUCUUUCGAGAUCCAUUGAUUUUCCGUCCUCAAGAGGCAUAGCAGCGUUCCCUGCAGAGGUAGCAGAGGAUGUGGUGGAGGAUUGUCUGCCUCGCGGAGCACUACGGCGACGUUGCCUUGAUGAGGACAUCGUCAGUCCUUUUCUCGCGCAGGGAUUUCGUGUAUUAUCCUCUAAUACCGAACGGUGA
Messenger RNA from Phytomonas sp. EM1, 324 nucleotides. The record is from the annotation of a GenBank genome assembly. NCBI's taxonomy places the organism in Eukaryota, Euglenozoa, Kinetoplastea, Trypanosomatida, Trypanosomatidae.